Messenger RNA from Trametes versicolor FP-101664 SS1, 2265 nucleotides. Its product is annotated as polysaccharide lyase family 8 protein. Gene Ontology annotation, biological process: carbohydrate metabolic process. The transcript has 8 exons. Gene Ontology annotation, cellular component: extracellular region. NCBI's taxonomy places the organism in Eukaryota, Fungi, Basidiomycota, Agaricomycetes, Polyporales, Polyporaceae. Gene Ontology annotation, molecular function: carbohydrate binding; lyase activity. The record is from RefSeq and is a predicted model, not a curated record. Bases 1 to 2265 code for a protein of 754 amino acids.
AUGGUGUUGCCGGCACUGGCCACCGCGGUUCCCAGGGGACAGUCCUCCGUCCGAGCAACCACGCCAGACAUUCAGACCGUCACCGACCGCCGCCUUGCUACUAUCGUCGGUGGCACGACUGGCGCGACUUCUAUCUCGACGUGGUUGUCUACACUUGAGUCGAACGGCCAAUGGCCUGAUGUCGACUACACUGCUGGUUGUGAUGCGCCCACCGCCAACUGGAAGGCCCAGACUCACUGGUCGCGCAUCCUCACGUUCUCUUCAGCCUGGCAUGGCGGCCUGAAGAAUGCCGCUCAAUUUGUCCAGAGCAGCCAAGUGCGCUCGGCCAUUUCGUCGGCUAUGGGCUUCUGGUUCUCCAACGACUUUGCGAACCCGUCCUGCCUCGAUUCUGGCGGAGACGCUACGUGUCCGUGCGGAACGCCCGGGCUGUGGAACACGAACUGGUUCUCUAACGUCAUUGGCGUCCCCACCUUCGUCGGGGAGGUCUGCCUUCUCCUUGGGGACUCUCUCACCGCUUCGGAGCUCGUGGGCUGCCAGAAGAUGACCGGGCGAAGCUUUGCUACGUUCGACACCGGGAUCAACGGUGUCAGCGCGAUAACAGGCGCAAACGCGCUGGACAUCGCGAGCAUUGGCAUCGAUGCCGGGCUGGCUGCUCAGAACGCGACUCUUAUCUCUGCUGCCUUUGGACGCGUUCACGCGGAUGCUGUGAUCAUGAAUGCCAUCAAGGCGGACGGGAUCAGACCGGACGGCUCCUUUGGGCAGCACACUGGUAUCAUCUACAACGGCAACUACGGGAAGGACUAUGAGAACGACUUGUUCGAUUUCGAAAUCGAAGCCGGCGGGACGCAGUUCCAGGCGGGCACCGAUUCGAGGACUGCGCUCGAGACCCUCGUAGAUGGCGACCAAUGGAUGAUCUACCGUAACAUCUUCACCAAUGUUCUUCACUGGGACUUCAGCGUCCUUGGGAGGCUGAUGACUGACCCAGUUAUCGACAAGCAUGCCUCUUCGAGCAUCAAUACCAACUUGACGCAGCUCCAAGUGCUCGGCCAGGAGUGGGGCUCUGACGUCCUUACGAACGUCUUCAACAACCUUUCCCUCAACACGACCACCGCAAACUCGGGUAAUCUGGUUGGAAACCGAGUCUUCUUCGCCAACGAUUACGCCGUUCAACGUGGCCCCGGCUACGUAACCACUCUUCGGAUGUUCUCUACGAGGACGCAGAACACCGAAUGCACAGACGAGGCCAACAAUUUCGGCUUCCACCUCGCUGAUGGGACAGUUUACACUCACAUCAAUGGUGAUGAGUAUGAAGACAUCGUAGCGGCUUGGGACUGGAACCUCAUCCCCGGCAUCACUGUCGACUACGGAGCCACGCCUCUGACGUGCAGCACCACUCGACACACCGGCACCCAGACCCUCGUUGGCGGAGCCUCGGACGGCAUUGUUGGCGCCGUCGCUAUGCGGUAUGAGACCCCAAGCUCGAAGAACCUAGACUGGCGGAAGACUUGGUUCUUCCUCGAGAACGACGUCCAGUUCGUUAUGGUCGCCCGCAUCACUUCUGCGACCUCUGCGCCCGUGUUCUCCGUCCUCGACCAGCGCAAGCACAUCGGUCAGGUGCUGGUGAAUGGAGCGACGGGUGGCACCGGCAACUUCUCCCACCCCAGUUCCCUGUGGCACGGUGGAGUUGGGUACGUCUUCAACACGUCCGACCCCGUCACGCUCUCCGUCGAUGUCGCCACUCGCACCGGCGACUGGUCCGCCAUCGGGGCGUCAUCGCAGCCGCCUGUGACCGUCGACAUGUUCACGGCAUGGCUCGCCCACGAUGACACCUCGAGCGCCAUCUCGUACAUGGUCUUCCCCGCGACCACCGCAGCCAACUUCCCGCAGAAGGUCGCCGCGACCAACGUGCAGAACAUCCGGAACGACGGCUCGAUCUCUGCCCUUCUCGAUGUUUCGCACAAGACGGCUUUCAUGGUGUUCUGGGUGGCUACCGGCGGCACGGUCACCAUUCCGGCGCUGGCGGCAGGUGGGGCGACUGUCAAGCUCCAGUCAUCCGGCUUCGGAAACGUGAUACUGCGUAUGGACACCUGGACGGUCACGGUGGCCGACCCGACGCAGACGAUGUCAACACUGACGCUCACGCUCACGCUGGGGUCCGGGACGGCCCCCGCUGGAUGGGGCACUUCGAAGACCAAGACGGUGCAGUUUACGCUGCCGACCGGCGGGCUCGCGGGAAGUAGCGUGUCUCAGGUAUUGCCGGCUUAA